Messenger RNA from Schistosoma haematobium, 8184 nucleotides. RefSeq lists its product as uncharacterized. Gene Ontology annotation, biological process: cytoplasmic microtubule organization; microtubule nucleation; spindle assembly. NCBI's taxonomy places the organism in Eukaryota, Metazoa, Platyhelminthes, Trematoda, Strigeidida, Schistosomatidae. The transcript is spliced from 22 exons. The record is from RefSeq and is a predicted model, not a curated record. Gene Ontology annotation, cellular component: equatorial microtubule organizing center; spindle pole; centrosome. Bases 237 to 5189 code for a protein of 1650 amino acids. Gene Ontology annotation, molecular function: gamma-tubulin binding; microtubule minus-end binding.
AUAUGAACCCAGAGCUUGGAAAGUUGACGUUGAAUUCAGUGACUGCAAUUUGAAGUGUAAUGUAAUUCAUCUUAGACGUGUUGUAAAUGUAUAAAACUCAGGAAAUCCCUCAAGAUGACUAACCGCCACUGUAAUUAGAAGAUUGUUAGGCGAAGUUCCUUUUACCAAGUUCAAAGCCAUAUGAGUCUGAAAUUCGGCAGAAUGCGGGACUUUUGGUCCCAAGGCCGGGUCGUAUUAUGAGCGUGUGCGAUUUGUCGGUCUUUAGUUUUAUUGAUCGCUUAAUAUCGAAGUCAACAUCUCGGUUAACUAUUCAUGGACUCAGUAAUAAAAAGCUGAAAAGGAUUCUGCGGAUUCAGUCCUAUGACCUGAAUUUCAAUUUCCAGAAAGGGCCACACAAAUAUUCAAGUGGCAAGGUUUUUCAUCCCCGAAAUGGUAUCUUUGAAAAGUUGCACGAAAUUAUAAAGUUCGAAUUGGAAAAGUCCGGAAAUGAGAAACAAGCUCGUCGUCUUGAUGGUUUAGUUAAUACCCUUCCGGAAAUUAAAGAAUUUACGAGUCAACUUGUUUUUAUAUAUCUUAUUGCCAACAGAACUUGCAAAUUUUACGGUGAUUCUGAGAUGUAUGAACAUUCCGAGACUUAUUUAAAUCCUGAAUCAUCUGUUUCAUACAGCAAACUCACAGGUCUUAGUAAUUUUGGAUGUAUCAGUCCUUUCUCAUCAGUGAAAAUGCCAUAUUUGUCUACAACUUCAGUUAAUGCUUAUACGUUCCCAUCGGAAAACAUAGCUCUUAGUAAUCACUGUGCAUCAAGUGUUCUAUUGAAGACCAUUCGCACCACCGCUUAUUCGAAUAACAUGUUUAACGUUGACCCUACUGGUGUUCCGAGUAGCAUUCACAUGAAUAACAAUUGGAUGAGGUUCAACAUUCCAAAAGCUUCACGAUGUCCAACAAUUUCUAGUGAUAUAGAUUGUACUCGCCCUUUGCCUAGAGCAUUGGAUGAAGAAGAUGAAGGUUACUGUGAGUCAUUUGUUAGGAUAGAUUACCGUUUACUGAAUAAUGAAGACAUAGAAAAUGCCAUAUUUCGUCUUUUUUCUCAAUAUUCUACGGCCAUCGGUCAAAUGCUGGUCAAUGAAAUAUUCUACUCAUCUUUUGAACCAUAUUUCAAGGGGAUUCGGAGUGAUACAACUCUUCUAGCCAACAAAACUUUGGAUACUAUUUUGCCACCAGUAUCUCCAAGUUAUGUCCAGAACUUUUCUUGGGAAUCCAGAGGGAUCGGAUGUUUAAACAAGGAACUACCUUAUUUGAGUGAAACUGGUCCAAUUUCUGCCGAAGCUGUUCUCGCUGCCAAAAAGUCGAGAUUUGGUUUUUUGUCGAGCAAUAGCGAAGCGGAAGAGGCCCAAUCAACUGUAAAGCUUCAGAGUACCACAAUAAAAUCGCCACUUACAUACAAUGAUAACUUUCUGCACGAUCUUUUGGUGUUGAGGUUAGGCAUUCAGUCUGAUAGAUUCCAGUUCUUGGGAACUUCCAGACCAAGUCAGACUGAAAAUGUUAAGCACUCUUUUUCAUAUCCACUAACUGGUCAUUUCUUGUGGAUACCACAUAAAUGUGAUCCUAUUACGUUGGGCGUUUCAUCCCAGUGCUUAUCACAUUUCGUCACUGAUCAUAUCAAAGUUGGAACUAAAUACAGACAGCUGUGUUGGUUUGCCCAUCACUCUAUUUCGCUCAUUCCGACUUGUGAAUAUGAUAAGUCUGUUUGGCUCGGACAGAUAUGGGCUUGCUUUAUUCAGGGAUUAAAAACUUGGUUACGUACGUACGAAAACUCGGUUCACUCAGUGUUAUCGAAGCUAUCGAACAUUGGCGAAUCUAAACUUCUUCUUAUUACAGAGAGCUUACAUUAUCUUUCAAAACAGAUUGAGUUUGUCUCCGACUUAUGCAUGCUCAAUUAUGAUCAAUCAGAUGUUUCCACAUAUCCGCUGACUAAACUUCAUGGCAUAGCGUUAUUGGCCUACUUAAUGUCAAAGACAGAUGGUUGUAUGUCUCAUGGAUGUGAACCAAUUGUAAGAUUGUUAUUUAAAGAAGCUGCUCGACCGUUUAUCAAAUUUCUUGAAGUGUUUGCUUUAGACGGAAUUUACGAUGAUAUUGGUAAUGAGUUUAGUUUGAUUGUUUCAAGUGAACAUUUAUUUAAACAAGAUAGUUCAUUUUGGACUGAAAGCUUUCAUUUUUCAACGUACGAUCAAAUACUGAACAUUGAUAUUGGGACCGAGAAGCUUAUACGAGUUGCAUUGAGUCAGCUUUUACCAUCCGGAUUUAAAGAGGAAAUCUUGUGUUGUGCUAAGUCUGUGCUGUUAUUGAGGUCAAUCUGUCCAAAGCAUUUUCUAUUUCAAACUCGCUCAAAAUUCCCAACACUUUGUUUUCUGGAGACUAUUGAAGAAAUGUCGGAUUAUAAUGAUGCAUUCAAAAAAUACCAAAAAUUAUUACAAGAUACAGCCUAUGAACAUACAGCUACAAGAAAGCAAAAGAUUACCCAAAUGAUUAUUGAACGACAAAAUUUCUUGAAAUAUGUGAGUCAAGUUCAAUCAUCAAGAGUCGCGGCCAUUGAAGCUAAACGACGUGAACGAUUAGAGGCAUAUUUAACUAAACAGCAAACUGAAUUCGCUGAUUUAAAGUUCGCGGCUGAAAAUGCGGCUAAACAACGUCAAGAAGCAAUAGAAGCUGAAAAGAAAGCUGAUCAAAUGCUGUUGGAAUCAAUUUCUAUGUCUAAUAAGUAUCGAGAAGAAGUGAUAGCUGAAACCAAAGCUGAAUUAGAAGCAUUUUACACGAAUUUAAUACAACAAGCUGAUGAACGUAGAUUCAGUUUUGAAAAACAUAUUAAAAAUGAUCAUAUUCUUAUUGAGGCAUUGGAACCAAGUGCUAUUAAAGCAUUAGAAUUUAAAGCAAAUCGUUUUGCUCCCAUGGGUAAGGAUAAAUGGAAUGAAAAUUCAAUUAAUGAAAAAUCUUCAGUUGAAAUUACUCCAAGUAUGUUUAAUCAGCCCUCUGAAAUGUGUAUCCUUUCAUCUGAAAUGAUUCAACAAGAAAAUAAUGAUCAUCAACCACAAUUACAAUUUCAUACUGUACAAAAUGAAAGAGAAAAUAACUUAGUUAAACCCGAUAAUUUAUUGAGUGAUGAUCCUUUAACAAUUCUACGUAUUAAAUUUCGUCAGCGUAAUAAAGAUGGAUGCAUAUUCAAAGAUCAAAUGUCAGAGAUAAUUUAUGGAGCUCAUGAAAAAUGUUCAGAUGAAAAAUCGAUUCAGCCUAAAUUUACCAAAUCUGCCGAUGUAAAUAAUUUGAAUACUUUAACAUCUAUGAAAUCCUUUCGGGAACGUAAUACUUUUGGUCAUUCUUCUGAUUCAACUAUUCAGCAUAUACUCUAUGGUAAAGGUCUUGGUCCAUCAUCUAGGCCGUCAGUUUGGGAAGCAGAACGUGAGAAAGAGGAUGCAGUUCGCUUAGCUACGGAACUGCCUGAACCGGACGCAGUCACAUUUUAUAAAGAAGCCUUAGAAUUUUCGGACAAUACGUCACCAGUAAAACCGUUUACCAAAGAAUUCCCAUUACUUGAUCAAAAUUGUCUUUCUGUGUCGUCAAUAUUCAAAAACUCGGAUUCAUCUGUACAGUCUUCAAAUGAACUUGACAAUUUGUUUAAAAAUUCAAAUGGUUCACUAUUAAUGCCCUUAAGUGUACUAAUCAACCGUUCCUUGAUUUGGCCUCUCAGUAUUCACAUGAAACAUGUUAACAAAACACUGUGCAAUUAUUUCAUAUUUGAUCUUCGUCUAUGUGAUCACUUUUAUUGUUUGUAUGAAACUUAUUUCCUAAACAAUGGAAGUUUUGCUCAACCAUUAUUGAAUGCUUUAUUUCAUAAGGCUUCUGGAACAGUUUAUGAUCGUGCCAGCAUAUUUGAUACACAUUAUCUUCAACAGCUUUUAAAAUCAGUCAGUUCAGAAAUGUCAAAUCAACAAAUAUUAUCAAAUUUUAAUUCAGAUCUUAAUAAUAGUGAUAAACAUGACGAUAUUUCUGUUAAUUCUCCACUGUUAAACACUACAAACUUGAUUAAGAAUUACUUAGAUUUGAUCUCCUUAUCGUCAAUAUCAACAACAAAACAACUAUCAACUAUUGAUUCUUUAAAUAAUGAUUUCGAUGUAGAAUCAAAUCAUUCUAUAGCUGAUAAUAGUUCAUCUAUUAUUGACCAAUAUGAAUAUAUAUCUUUUAAGAAUUUACAUUUAAUGUAUAAUGCUCCAUGGCCAAUUAAUCUUUGUUUUAAUGUUAAUAUAAUAAAAAAAUACAAUUGUAUAUUUCAACGUUUAAUCCAAUGUCAAUUUGCUUUAUGGGCAUUGAAUUCAUGUAUUAUACAAUUAAAAAAUGAUCAUAAUUAUUGUUUAAAUCAUUUAUUAAACUUAAGAAAUAUCUCUUCAUCUUCGACUUUAUCAUCAUCAUCAUCAUCAUCACCAUCAUCAUUCAUUACUCUAUUUGAUCAAUUAUCAAAAUCAUUUCAUUGUAUCUAUUUAUGGUUACAUGAAUUACAUCAAGUUAUUCAUAGUUUAAAUAUGCAUUUAUCAAAUCAUGUUAAUGCAUGUUGGAGUAAAUUUAUGAAAUAUUUAGGAUUAUCUAAUACAUUUUAUAAUUUUAUGUCCGAAGGUAAUUCAUUUAGAAUGUAUAAACAUAUCAUAGAAAAUAUUAUAGAUAAUGAAGAAUCUAUUAAAAGUGAACAAAUUAACAAUUUGAAUGUGUUGUUCAAUGCACAUGAAAAUUAUUUGAAUGAAAUUCUAUCUGGGCUUUUGCUGGAUGUAUCAGAUAGUGAAUUAAAUUUACUUUUCCAAGGUUUGCUGACAUGUGCACAUCAGUUUCAUCGUGCUUUAUUAACAGGAAGAUGGAAUGUUAAAUCAUCGCAUCAUCAGUUUAGUGAUAUUGAUGGUACUCAACAACAGUUAUUGAGUAAUGAACAGAUUAAGCAUACAGAAUGGAGGCAGUUGUAUGCGGUUCAUGCAAGUUUUCGAAGUUACAGUCAAUUUUUAAGACGUCGUGUUAAUCGAUUACUUGUUCAUGAUACUACUGAUGGAGGUAGCAGUGUUAGAAGCGCUAGGUCAAAAUUGGCACAGUUAACUAUAAUAUUUGGUUUAAAUGAUUUUUAUACUUCGACAAAUGCUGAAUUAAAUAUUAGUUGAUUGUUUCUUGCUUUUCUCUCUAUAUUUUAAUUCUACAAAAAAUAAUUUAUUCGACAGUGAACAGGAACUUUUCUGUAAAAUUUUAUUUCUAUUCUAAACUUUAUUAUUUUUUUAUAUUUGACCUUUAUAUUACAUUUAGGAGAUCCAACACACUUGCAUACAAGCAAAACAUCAAAUUACCUUGUUAUAUUAUAGUAUGAAAUUAUAAAUAAUUUUGUUCGCUCUUUAAAUUAAUGCAUUUGUUCUCGUUUAUUGAUUUCCAGUGUGUGAUCUUUGGAAUAGACUCACUGUCGAUUCAAGUAACUUGUAUGAAGUUUAUUUGUUUGACAUUUAAUGACAUUGUAAUCAUGCACCUAUUUUAAACCUUAUAAUGUUUAAUGUUUCAUAUAGUCAUUCAUAGUUGUCUGCAUAAUGAGGCACUUAAAGUCUUAGUUAAAUUAAGAAUUAGUAAGUGUCAAAGACAGAGCAUUCUCAAUAAUGACUGCUACUUUCACUUAUGAAAUAUUGUGGCAUCUAAAAUUUUGAGUUAACAUCUUGGUCAUUUUAACACUUAUUAAUACCCUCAUUGUAAAUUAAUAGAUUUUGAGUAUCUGUAAAACUUUGAGCAACCUUUUACAGAUAGAGAUCUUUCUCAUUGUUAUAGUUGUCUUGCUGCGGUGACCAAAAACAUUAGUUUCUUUAUUAUUGUUAUUACUUAGGAUUCAUGUUCAGACACCUAAAUCAUUUAGAGAAUGAUGAUAAGACCCUUAAACUAUUUGUAAUUAAGAUAACACAGCUUGAAUAAUUGGCUUUUUAUAUCGAAAAUACCUGUAUAUUAUUGUAAAGUCAUCGAUCUUACGUUUUACUGAUGUCAAAACUUUGAUAGUGAAUAUUGAAAUAGUCCUUCGAAAAUUCUGUCCCAAAGUUCCCGUUCGUCGUAUGAAAUUUGAAUAAAUUCAACUUUCAGUUUAUUUUGUCGAAGUCUCCUUAACACAUUCAUUUUAAGUUUGUUUUAUGUUGUAUAAGAACCUACAAUGUAGAAAUUGUUCCAGCUGAUAACGUCAAGUUUAUGAAUAGUAUUGUAGUGAACGAGGACUCAGGCGGCAAAGAUCAAUUUAUUACUUAAUGCUAGAGUGUCUUCGUAAAUUAUGGAAACCAUUUAUUCAAUACUUCAUUUGCACAUCUAUCAUUUGUCUCUCACAAAUUUCAUCGUUUCUUCACUCCUGUUGUUAUUACAAUUACUCUGUUUACGUUCCUGUUUUCUUCAGCUCAACCUUCUACUUCCGGGCAUGCCUCUUCUGAUUGGCGUUACAUACUACAUGUGUCUGUCAAUAUAAGUAGCAUACACCACAGUAUUACAAAUUGCAUACACUUAUUAUUUUAAGAAUUUUUAAAAUUGCUGUAACUGUUUCACAAAAUAUUUUUGUUAGCUAUGUGAAAUAAGUGAAGCAAUCAUUAUAGUUUAAGACCUGAUAAAAAUAAAAGAUUUGAUAAUAAUUAUAAUAAAUUUUGUAUGCAAAAGUCCGUGUCCAUUUUAUAAAUUAGGAAAAUGGAUUAUUGUAUGCAUUAAGAGAGGGUUGCUUAAAAUGUCGUAUUACCUUCAUGAAGUUGACGCUCUAAUGAACACUAGCAACAAUUCUGGCCCAUAAGGUUUAUGCAGUAAAAUUAGAGUAAUUUCAUUAAUAACCGUAAGAAUUUUACUUGGUAUUAUUAUAAUAUUAAUGUAGUAAUAUUCCAAAUGAAUCAACUGACAAGUAUUCGUUACUUCUUUGCUUCCAUCAAUGUUUUGUUUAUUUAUAAGGAAAAAUUGAUUUCUUAUAGUAGUUUUUUCAAUCUUCAUUCAAGUCUGAUGCAACAAAUGUUUGUUUGAUUAUUUGCAGCUCUUUUAAAUUUCUUUUUCAGAACGUUUAUGCCUUUUAUGAUGCCUUGAGUAAUAAUGAUAACUAUUCUGUCUAUAUGAUAGACUAUGUAGAUUUGAUACUUGACCACUAUCUUUAAACAACGCUUGUUCAGUUGUUAAAUACAACGGUUUAUUAAAUUUCAUUAAGCGUUGUUUUGAUUGAUAACGUUUAUUUCGUUUUUUGUGUGAAAUCGGUGCUAACGAAUUCUGUUCCCUAGUACCAGAUAAUUUACCAUGUGAUUCACCAGUUCCUUUGAAUUGAAAUUCUAGUAGCGGUUUUUGCUUCUCAUUAUUUUUGUCAUCCUUGUGGUCAUUAUCUACUAGUUGUGUUUUCAUUUUGGACGAACCAACCUCUUUUAUACUGUUAGGAUUCUCCUGACCUUCAUUUUGGUCGUUACCAUCUUCAUUGUAGCACACAAGAGAAUUCCAUUCUUCGCAAGGAUAAGAUUUUAUUUUUUGAUACUUUGCAGCUUGUUUCAUUGCAACACGAACUCUAGAUAUGUAUUCGUUUAUCCAACCUUGGCUUUCAAUUUCUUGAAGCUGGAUUUUUUCAUCAAUUGAUUCUGUAUUAGUUUCAUUCGAUACUUUAUCGUUUACAGUUGUAAUUGUUAGUAACUUUCUCAUAUGAUAGGGUAGGCAGGUAAGAACAGGGUCUAUUAAAUCUUCUUUCUGUUGUCCUUCUGUAACGUUUGAAGUAUCUUCUUUACAUUGUUCGUGGGAUUGUUUUGAUCGUUUAAGAUUGAUGUCUUCCGGUUUGUUUUCAGUUGAUACUGGACGAUAAUGUUUAUCUGUAAAUUUUUUCCAUUCUCUUGCAAUUUUCAUUUUAUAAUAUAAACAGUUGAUACUUUCAACAAGAUUCAUUAAAAUAUAAAAUAUCAAAAGUAAUAUCACCGGUAGUAAAUAUGACAGAAACGAGUAAUUUUCUAAAUAAUAUUUUAAAUAAAUUAAUGGAUAAUUUAUGAUCAAUGUCCAUUUUGAUAUUGGUACACCACGUAGAUCAUAAUCAUAAUCUUUUGCAUAUUCAUUUAUAUCUUUAUAUGUUGGAUCAAUAAUGUGGAUAGGAAAUAAUGACUUGGUUGACAUAAAUUGUUAAUUUUAUGCAUCCGUGUAACGAAA